AUGGACCCAAUGCCCAAGAGAAAUUCAGUUUCUUGGGCUACGAUGAUAUCUGGGUAUGCUAUGCAUCGGUUUGCUGGUUAUGCUUUGGAGGUUUUUAGGAUGAUGACGUGGGAGGAAAAGGAAGAUGUGAAUGAGUUUGUGAUAACUAGUGUUCUUAGUGCUUUUAUCUUGCCAGAAUUUAUUGAUAUUGGUAAGCAAAUUCAUUGUCUUGCUGUGAAAAAUGGGUUCUUAUCAGUUGGAAAUGUUGGCGUUACCUUGUAUGCAAAGUGUGGAAGCUUAGAUAACGCGCUGCAAAUGUUUGAGCUUUCGAGUGAGAAAAACUCUAUUACGUGGUCUGCAAUGAUCACUGGGUAUGCACAAAGUGGCGAUGGUGAGAAGGCAUUGAAAAUGUUCUCGGAUAUGCAUUUUUCUAGGAUGAGGCCUAGUGAAUUCACUCUUGUUGGGGUGCUCAAUGCUUUUAGUGAUGUUGGUGUUACUGUAGAAGGAAAGCAGUAG
Ilex paraguariensis (yerba mate) is the source of this 495-nucleotide messenger RNA. The record is from the annotation of a GenBank genome assembly. NCBI's taxonomy places the organism in Eukaryota, Viridiplantae, Streptophyta, Magnoliopsida, Aquifoliales, Aquifoliaceae.